AUGGCUACAAAGGUUCGCAUUGACCUUAAAUUACUGGGUGACCACAAGGAGCGCCAAACGUCGACCCAAAACUUACCGUUUCCUUCGACAGAAUCAAGCGAGGAUCGCGUCCAGGCCGUCAACGGCAUCGGGCCGGACUGGUCGCCUGCGGAAGAACGCGCGCUCGUGAGAAAACUGGACAUACGGAUCCUUAUACCUUGCUUCGUUAUAUAUGUGCUCGCUUAUUUGGAUCGAGGAAACAUUGGCUCUGUCAAGGUCCUGCAAAUAGGCAAGCCUGACUCCAUCGAGCGCAGUCUGCACAUGAAAGGCACCGAGUUCAACUGGGCGGUCUCGGGAACCUACUUUCUCAUGACUGUUUUCCUAUUACCAUCAAUCCUACUGUUGAAGAGGACGUCAGCCAAGUUUUAUUUUCCUGUCGUCAUGAUAGGCUUUGGCGGCAUUGUCAUGUGCACAGCGGCUGUGAAGAGUGGUCCUGGCCUAAUCCUCGCACGGAUCUUCUUGGGUGUUCCAGAAUCCGGUGUUGCACCCGCAAUUGCAUUUUACUUUUCCUUCUGGUAUCUGCCGAAAGAACGAGCGUUUCGCAUAGGGGUUCUAUUCAGCGCCAACGCUACGGCAGUAGGACUUUCGGGAUUGUUGGCUGAUGCCAUUGACAAUUUGAACGGUCGAAAUGGCCUCAAAUCCUGGCAGUGGGUCUUCCUCAUCGAGGGAGCGAUAUGCGUUGGGCUGGCAUUCCCCUUCCAUUUCAUACUUCUCUCAUUUCCAGAGAAUACUACAGCACUGAGUGAAAGAGGUCAAUUUGAUUCAGCCCGUCAAAUCCUUCUUCCCGGAUUCUCUGACACCAUCCCAGAGCGCUACAUUGCGAUCAACCGUUUUGGAAGAGGCAGUACUCGAAAAACAGACGUAUCUUGGAGCUGGCCGGCUUUCUUCAGUGUAAUGAGGCGGCCCUCUACCUACGUUUUCUUUGUUUCGUACAUGGCAUUGUUGAUGCUGGUGUCUGCUCAAGCGAACUUCCUGCCCAGUAUCCUCCUGGCGUUCCUUCACUACUCGCCAUCAAAGGCAAAUCUCUACGCAGCUGCCACUGCUUUCGCCACCCUACCUUUCUAUUGGGCCUGGCCUUUCCACUCCGACUGGACCCGUGAACGACUGUGGCACUAUAUUAUUCCCCUCCUGGGAUGUAUUCCGGCCUAUAGUAUCUGGACAUGGUCUAGCGGACAUCCGCAUCAACAUUCCGUCAAACCGAUAGCCCUAUACGGGGUGGCAUUCUUAGCGCAAAUGCCUACCUUUGCCCAGCCCUCACUGAUUGCUUAUCGUACGUCUACACUCUACGGGGCGAGCGAGCAGGCCAUUGGCACCGCCGCGACCUUUGCAGCUUUAUCCAUCGGGAGUAUCAUCGCUCCUCAGAUGUUUCCUAAUGCUGAUGCACCACUCUACCACGAGGCCUUCGUCGGCACCUGUGCGAUUGUCGCAGUUGCAAUUGUUAGUGCUUUGACCAUCCCCUACUGGUUGAGUCUGGAAGCCCGCACUCGCAAGCGGAAAUAUGGCCAUGCCAUGCCGCUCCGCGCAAUCGAUGAUGCCGGUCUGAGUCAAACGACAGAUGCCGCCCAUCGUCACAACUAUGAACUCACCAACCGCUUGCAGCGGGCGGCGUUAGCGGCGAAGAAUAUCGAAAUCGAACAGGUCCAGCAAAUCGAAGACCAACCCUAA
Cladophialophora immunda is the source of this 1704-nucleotide messenger RNA. RefSeq lists its product as uncharacterized. The transcript has 10 exons. Gene Ontology annotation, molecular function: transmembrane transporter activity. Bases 1 to 1704 code for a protein of 567 amino acids. Lineage: Eukaryota; Fungi; Ascomycota; Eurotiomycetes; Chaetothyriales; Herpotrichiellaceae. Gene Ontology annotation, cellular component: membrane. Gene Ontology annotation, biological process: transmembrane transport. The record is from RefSeq and is a predicted model, not a curated record.